Molecule: messenger RNA, 601 nt
Organism: Maylandia zebra (zebra mbuna)
Lineage: Eukaryota; Metazoa; Chordata; Actinopteri; Cichliformes; Cichlidae
Gene: pet100
Product: PET100 cytochrome c oxidase chaperone
Biological process (GO): mitochondrial respiratory chain complex IV assembly
Cellular component (GO): mitochondrial inner membrane; mitochondrion
Source: RefSeq, a predicted model, not a curated record
GUAGUUUGAAGGUCUUUGCUUAUAGUAGGAGUUUGGAUAAGGUUGCUUGUUCACUGUGAAAAUGGGUGUUAAAAUAGAGGUAUUUCGAAUGAUGCUGUAUCUCUCCUUUCCUGUGACCAUGUUUUGGAUCUCAAAUCAAGCAGAGUACUUUGAAGAGUAUAUAGUGAAGAGAAAGAGGGAAAUCUUCCCCCCCGACGAGGAAUCGCAGAGAAAAGAGUUGGAGGACUUCAAAGAGCGAAUGCGUGUUCGUAAGGAGCAGCGGCUAUUAAAAAAUAUUCCUCUAGAAUCUGAGAACUGAAAAUUACAUGUUGAAGAAAAUGAUUUUCCACCCUUUACCAAUGAUACCAACUGUCUGGCAGUGAUUUUGAGGCCCAAGGAAAAAAGUUGGACUGGAGUAUGCCCAUUUCAUGUUGGAAAUUUCUGCUAGAUUAACUCUUCCCAAAGAUGCGCUGGGUAAUAAUUAUUUAUGCCUAAUAAGUUUAUUGUGCUUUCAUUUGUGUGCAACUUUUUUUUCCCCCACAUGGUUUUUCAAAUGGUACAAUUGUUUUCUUAGCUGUUGUUUUUACAUUGCCUUAAAAUAAAUACUGAGCUGCACAUCAGA